GUUGGGCAAGAGUUAUAUAUAAUAAAAUAUAACAAAAUACAUGAGAAACAAGUAAGUAAAUGAUGAGAAAUUCAAAUACUCUAUGAGAAGCAAAGAAUUCACUCGAACAACUAGGCAAAACACAUUUUAUUUCUAUUUUCUUGUGGUUUUGUUUAUAAUGUAUUUUUGUUUAAAGUCUUUUCCUUUUUCUAAUUUUCUCUUUGAUUAAAAAAAAAAAAAAACACAUUUGUUUCCCUCCAACUCCCUUACCUGCUUGUACCGGCAGUUAUAGCAACGGCUACUACUAUAAGAGGUGAAAACUUCAAAUUUCCCAGUAUACAUAAAUGCGCUUAAAGAACUUGUUACCAUAUGAACUCAAACCUCUAUUAUUGAGCUGUAAACAUAGUGCAUUGAUUUCUCAAAUCCAUGCUGUUAUGGUAUCAUCUGGGCUAUUUUCCCAUGGAAACUCCAUUACCCAAUUAAUAUCAUCAUAUGGUAAAACGGGUGAUCUUGAAUCUGCCCACAAAGUGUUCGAUAAAAUUCCCCUGAGAAGAGUAGAUUCUUGGAAUGCAAUGAUCAUUGCCUAUUCGAAAAAUGGGGUUCCUGUUGAGGUUGUAAAUGUUUAUAAUCAAAUGGUUCUUGAAGGUGUUAAACCUGAUAGCUCAACUUUUACUGUGGCACUUAAGGCUUGUAUAAUCUUGCAGGAUCUUGAAAUGGGUGAAAAGGUUUGGGAAAAAGCGAUUUGUUGUGGUUAUGAGAAUGAUGUCUUUGUUGGGUCAUCUGUUUUGAAUCUUUAUGCGAAAUGCGGGAAGAUGGAUAAAGCAAUAGAUGUAUUUGAGAAGAUGGGGAAGAGGGAUAUAGUUUGUUGGACUACGAUGAUAACGGGUUUUGUACAUAGUGGGAAAGGGAGAGAGGCUGUGGAUUUGUAUAGGUGGAUGCAAAGGGAAGGAAUGGUAGGUGAUGGUGUUGUUAUGUUGAGUUUGAUGCAGGCUUCUGCUAAUAUUGCUGACACGAAAUUGGGUUCGUCGGUCCAUGGUUAUAUGAUCCGAAGAACGCUUCCUAUGGAUGUUAAUAUGUUGACUAGUCUUGUUGAUAUGUAUGCCAAGAAUGGAGAGUUGGAGAUAGCUACUCGUGUAUUUCGAAAAAUGCCCUCUAAGAAUACUGUUUCUUGGAGUGCUUUGAUUUCUGGCUUUGCUCAAAAUGGCUUUGCUGUCAAUGCUCUUCAACUGUUGAUAGAGAUGCAAGUGUCGGGAUUCACACCUGAUGUAGCUUCACUUGUAAGUGCACUUCUAGCAUGUUCUCAUGUUGGCUCUUUAAAGUUGGGUAGAUCAAUUCAUGGUUAUGUUGCAAGGAAAGUCAUUAUGGACCAAGUUUUGAGUACUGCACUGAUUGAUGUGUACGCUAAAUGUGGGCUCAUUUCUUGUGCCCGUUCCAUUUAUGACAAUAUGAGUUCGAAGGACUUGAUAUGUUGGAAUACGAUUAUAGCGUGCUAUGGGAUCCAUGGGCAUGGAAGAGAGGCACUUACCCUUUUCCAGGAAAUGAAGGACAAGAUAGAACCAGAUCAUGCAACUUUUGCUGCUCUCCUUUCAGCUCUGAGUCACUCGGGAUUAGUGGAGGAAGGACGACAUUGGUUUGAUGUAAUGAUUAAUGAAUACAAAAUCAAACCUUCUGAGAAGCAUUAUGCUUGUUUGGUUGAUCUUUUAGCUCGAUCUGGUGAAGUAGAAGAAGCUAAAGAUCUUAUCAUUUCUAUGGAAACUAAACCUGGGGUUGCUGUUUGGGUUGCCCUUCUAUCUGGUUGCCACAAGCAUAAGAAAUUUUCCAUUGGAGAAUUGGCAGCAAACAGGGUACUUGAACUAAUUCCGGAGAACACAGGUACUUUCAUAUUAGUAGCAAAUUUCUUUGCAGCAGCAAAAAUGUGGGAUAAAGCAGCUGCUGCGAGGAAGCUUAUGAAAAAGACAGGGAUGACAAAAGUUCCUGGCUACAGUGCUGUAGAGGUAAAUGGGAGACUCCAUGCUUUUCUUAUGGGUGAUACAAGUCACCCUCAAUAUGAACAGAUAAUGGGACUUCUAUGCAAUUUGGAGAAUGAGAUGAAAGCUAUGGGGUAUGUCCCGAAGACUGAAUUUGUAUUGCAGAAUCUUGAAGAAGAGGUCAAAGUGAAAAUGUUGUGUAAUCAUAGUGAGAGACUUGCCAUUGCUUUUGGGCUCUUAAACACCGCACCAGGAACCCGAUUAUUUAUCACAAAGAACCUGAGGGUCUGUGGUGACUGCCAUGAAGUAACAAAGUUUAUAUCUGUUAUUGUAAAAAGAGAUAUUAUUGUAAGGGAUGUUAAACGAUUUCAUCACUUUAAGGAUGGAAUAUGCUCCUGUGGCGACUACUGGUGAAACUUGUCUUGCCAUGCAGAGAUAUAUCAUCCUGUGAGAUACUGGAUAAAAACUAAGAAUACGAGGAAAAUGUAUUUGUUGCUGCCUUGGCCUUCAAUCAGAGGUCCUUCACCUAAAAGAUUAUUAUGGUUAUCUGUAGAAUUUACAGAGUGCUAUCAUCUGGUGGAUGAGCAGAAGGAUACUUUUGCUGCCUGUUUCCCCCGACUCUGGGAAUUUUUUGGCCCACAUUGAAUAUUAGGAGUUGUAUGCACUUGUGUCCUAGAAUUUCUCCUGGUGGUGCACUGGCACUGCAGGAUGUUCGUGCAUAUUUAUUAAAUUAAGAAUCUGAAUGGGCUUUCGCAACAUUAUUGCUUCAAUGACAUUCUAACUGAGGACCCACUUCAAGCAGGAAAUAAGUUGCUACCACCUCUUCUCUGAGAGAGGCAAGCCAACGGAAAUUUGUACCAAGCUUCCAACAAGGUGCUGAGUUAGUAUUUUGAAGAAUCAACUUAAGCAGUUGAGUUAGCUGUCCUGCAAGUUCCAUCAGAAUGACAAAAUUAAAAUGCAUGUGUCAGUAUCAAAGAUGACUAACAAAGAUUGACUCUGUUACGCGGAUUUUAUCAUGGAACGGCAGAUGAUAUGUUGCAUACCUUCUCAAGUCUGACUGCUAAAUGUAAAUAUUGCUUUAUACUUCUUUGGAGUUGGCAGAUUGAUUCUUUUCUUGUCUAAGAGCUGAACCGGAGUUUGAAUUUUGAUCUCCAAGGCUCCAGCCGAAAGAGUGGGUUGAUUUCCAUUUUAAUGUUUUGGUAGCACUAACUGGAAUGCGGUGAAGCACUUCUGACACAAUUCAAUGGACAUGCUCCAAAAGGUUUCCUGCAUUUCUUCUCUCCUACAUAAUUUUUGGCACAAAUUAAUCAGGCAUUCUAGAGUGUGUCCCAAGUGGCUAUACUUCUACUGUAUCUGUACAAGAUCAUUUAAGUUGUCAGAAGUUAUUUUCUGUUAAUGGUAAAUUGCUAAAAUUUUCAUAAAGCAUCAUAGACAUUUUCUAUUGUAAUCUAGUGAGGAGCUGUCAAGGAAGAGCAAAUAUUUACAAGUGGACUGCUCUUUCAUUUCUUCAAAGCUUUUACUAGUUUGAAUGAAUUCAUGUGCUAUUAGCUACUGCCUAUCGUUUGUCAAUAGCCUAUAUGUUCACAACCAAAGAGCAAAAGACUUGUACAAUAGAUUCAUUCUUUAUCAUGAGCAU
Lycium barbarum (goji berry) is the source of this 3582-nucleotide messenger RNA. Its product is annotated as putative pentatricopeptide repeat-containing protein At3g25060, mitochondrial. The record is from RefSeq and is a predicted model, not a curated record. Bases 324 to 2360 code for a protein of 678 amino acids. Lineage: Eukaryota; Viridiplantae; Streptophyta; Magnoliopsida; Solanales; Solanaceae. Gene Ontology annotation, biological process: RNA modification. The transcript has a single exon. Gene Ontology annotation, molecular function: RNA binding; protein binding; zinc ion binding.